GCCGACGGCAGGGAGUCCCCUGCGAGAGAGCUCGGGGCCAGGCGCGGCCAUAGCGUGACGCUCUACAACCGCGGCAAGACGGCGCCGAAGAAACUCCCGAAAGAGUCGGAGGCUGAGUUCGCGAAGCGGGUCGCGGAGACGAAGUUCCUGAAAGGAGACCGCAAGGACCCCGCGCAGCUGAAGAGCUUGAUAGAUCCUGCCGCGUACGACUACGUGUACGACAUGAAUG
This is a messenger RNA of Prorocentrum cordatum, 229 nucleotides long. The record is from the annotation of a GenBank genome assembly. NCBI's taxonomy places the organism in Eukaryota, Dinophyceae, Prorocentrales, Prorocentraceae.